ACUGGGGUGGUUUCAUUUCAUUUCCUUCAACCACUGCACAUAAAACCGUAAGCUACGCAGGCCAACACGUCUUUCAUGCGCAGAUCCUAUAUUAAUACACAGUGUCCAUAAAUUAUCGUCUAUUUCCUAUUCUGUGACGAUGUACCGUGUUGUGUUGUUGUCUUGUCUGUGCGCUUCAAUUUGUGCGAUUCGUAGAAAUGGGGGAAAAGGUGAGUACGCAAAGAAAUAUAUAAGCAUUUAGAACAAAAGUUUUGAUCGACCCUUUCCUGAACUAUGAAAUAAAUUUUAGAAAGGGGCGUAUAAUCGGCUAAAUAUAUCAAUGGCAUUAUAAUCCACAUAGUUUUGCCACAGGCUUUCUUUGCGCCUUAACAUGCUAGUGCUCUAACCGGUAUUUGUGUCCCAUUGUAAUUAGUUGAUACAUUUAAUUAGACACAUUAUACUGUUGUACUAUUAAAUUAGACUGAAUCAGUCCAAACAAAAGUAAACUCAGUCCAAUAUCGUUCACACUCGCAGAAAUAUCGUUGCGAGAAAACCUGCUCAGACACACGGACUGGCCAUGCAGAGUAAAAAAUGUCGGUUCCACUAGUCAGGGCAGUACUAUGAUUUGCUGUUGAAAUUCCAAAUUUUAAUGACCUGUCUCUACGGGACCAGAUAAAUUCGCGGGACUGUCGGUUUCAACUUGUUUUUCUCCCCUCUCCACCUUUUCUGUUGUCACGUCUCGGCGCUGAAUUAAGUCAUAACUAUGAUUAAGAGUUUAACCACCAGCUACGCCGGCAAGAUUAAGUCUUGUUUAAGUUCGUCUAGUUAGUAUUUCUCACGCUGGACUUAGCCGCCAUUUUGGGAAGCUGCCUCUUUCAAGGUAGAAAUACUCAAGAAGAAAUGCGACACUGUAGUUUUGUGAUGGUAAAUUUACAGUUACAACUUUAAAACUUAAGUCGCUUUCCACAUUGUUUAGAUUGUCCAGAUUCUCAGAAACGGGAAGACAAUUACCCCAACUUAAAAAUGGUGAAUAUAUAAUAAUUAUAUAUUGGUCCGCUACAAACUCCCGUGUGAGAAAAAAAUUACACACAGUUCCGAAUUUAUCCUGUCUCACUCAUAUGUGAAUGUAGUCCAAGUAGUAUAAUCUAUUAAAUUAUUAUUUAUUUAAACUGAGAAUUCAUAAUUUCUGAUUGGUUAACAGCCAACUGUAAAAUCGUCAUAUCACCUCAAUUACUGACCAAUAUUCAACGGAGUGACGUCAUAACGCUCACGCGAAACUGAUACUAUCAAAGGCUAUGACGUCAUGCCAAUGAUGACUGCCAAAAGAGUGAGGAAUGAUAGGAAUUGUGUCACAACAAAAAUUGCUUCCUACAACCGGCCCCUGUUUCAUCUUUUAUUAAACUAAUAAAACAAUUAAUGAAUUCGGCUUGAUGAUUCUUCAUAUCACGAUCAACCUCGUUCAAUAAUUGUUUUAAAAAACUAUUUUCUCGUUCAGCAGUUGUAUUUCAAGACAACGCAUUCAAAAUUCAAAGCACAAGUUAUCACGGACAAUGCCUAGUGUACCGCAACCCCUGGACGUCAUCAAGACUCUUUGAUCCCUCGCUAACCUUAAAAAACUGCGACCACAACUCGAAUGCCUAUGCUCGGCUUUGGUUAUGGACAAAAGACGGAGAACUAAGAUUAAAAGGCGGGCAACGUUGUUUAACCGCAAGUCAGCGCGGAACUUUAUUUCUACGUCGCUGUGGCUUCAAACAAGACAAUCAAUUUCAGCAAUGGGAAUGCAGUGGAAAUUUGCUCAAGUUAAAAACUAUCAACGCAUAUUUGGUACCAUUCAAUUUUUCCACGGGCAACAUCAGUUUGUUUGGUGUUUUAGUACGGUCUGUAGCGACCAAACAGCGCAUUGGUGCGACUGUGUAUGGAGGUGGUGAAUGGGCUCAAUACAGGAGAGGGGCAUCCCUCUGUGAUAACAUGUCUGCUUAAGGACAAUUUUUUACUUCGCUAUAGCUUCCACGUACUGGGACUCUGUAUAAUACUGAGAUACAUUAAGCAAUAUUAUAGAUAGCUAUAGAUUGGCAAACACGAAGGGGCAGUUGGGAAACGUUCAUGACUUCAAUACACGCUUCUGGAAUGUACGUCACCUUGGGUAUAAAGCCUCGUUUUCACGAUUGAGACGUCGGAUUUAACUAAUGUCCACAUACACGAAAGCGAGGCUCUAUAGCCGAAGUGACGUACUUUCCAGAAGGAUUUUUGGUAUGUGUAAUAAUAUUUGGGUCAUUCGAAGAAGAAAUGUAAGAUAUCUUUAUAGUAAAAAAUCCCAUCUUAUAUAUAUAAUCAUCUUUUUCACUGUCAAAGUUUGCGGAUAUGAUGUCAUUAGGUGAAUUGCAAAUUAGUUUUCCUUUGUUUUUUGUACCAAAAAUUCACCUAAUGACAUCAUAUCUGGAAACUUUGACAGCAAAAAAGUUGACCAAGAUGAGGUUUUUUACUAUAAAGAUACAUUACAUUUCUUCUUAGAAUGACCCAAACAUUACACACACCAAAAAUUAUAUCUGGUGUUAGUCACUUUAAAUCUAUCAUAGAAUCGAGUUGAUAUAAUCUUAAGAAUUGAUCAUGCAAUUUAACAGGUCGAAAGCCAUGAUCUAUCAGAGGACAGACGCACGGAAUUACGUCACACAAACUUGGUUUUGUGCAGCCAAUCACAAUUCAGAACGUGACUUAGCUAGCCAAUAGCCUUGCCUUUUUGCAUAGGUCAUGUACGCGACAUAUAUCGAUUUUUUCAAAUUUCCAAAUGUAUUGGAUAAAUAAAAACUAUUCACCUGUUUACUUUUGAUUUUGCUUUUUACUAUAUAAAACAAAUAGUUAACAAUUUG
Molecule: messenger RNA, 2846 nt
Organism: Paramuricea clavata
Lineage: Eukaryota; Metazoa; Cnidaria; Anthozoa; Malacalcyonacea; Plexauridae
Source: the annotation of a GenBank genome assembly